AGAAAAAACAAAAACAACCACCACCCUAUUAGUGAUGGGUGAUGUAGAUUAGAGUGGCAGGGAGGGAGGGGUGAUGUGAUGCUGACGAUCCCCUCCCCUCCCCUCCCUGUUAUAGUAUAUAUAGAGGUGGUGGCGGCAGAACCUGCAAUGGGAUGGCAUAUACAUGCAUUGCGAAGAGUACGAGUAGGGUGGAGUUGAUGAUAUAUAGAUAGAUCCAAGGCACAGCAAUGAAUGAAUGAUGAUAUCAUCACACGUUGACGUUGCGUCGUCCUCUCUCCACCGUACCGUAGAGAGUAAAAACACAACAUCUAUCUAUCCAUCUGUAUACUACCUACCUCUACCUUCCUACCUACUCCCAAUCUAUCUAUCAACGCAUACAAAUGCAGCUUCUUUUUCUUUUUCUUAUAACUGUAUUCAUUCAUUCAUUCAUUUUAGUUCUAACCACCUACUUAUUACACCAUGAUAUAUACAUAGUCGCAGUCGUCAUCUCCUCUCAGGUCAGGUCAGGUCAGGUCGGGUCAUAUGUAAUGUAGUGUGGUAGUAGUAAAUGCAACAGAUUGUUAAUUAAUGAAUCCAACCUUCAACCAUUAUCCAUACUCGCCAUCCCCACCACCCCCACCCCCACCCCCUCAAAUUUCCCCUAUAUUUCUCUCUCUCUCUCUCUCUCUCUCGGUAGAUUGCUUGCUUGCUUGCUUGCUUCCAUUCCUCUCUAAUUCCCUGUUUGCAUUAACAAAUAAUUGGAUCGAUUAAAUCCAUCUGGCGGGUCGGGUCGGGUCAGAACUGAGAGACAGGCAGACAGACAGACAGAGAGAAUGACAAGCACAAGAACAAUAACAAUGUUGAGGCUGAUGACGGGAAUGGCAGGGCCGAGCGGGUUCGGGUCGGCAUCCACCGCGGAGGAGGUCACGAAGGGGAUCCAAAUUCACGCCCCCGAUCUCACCGCGAUCAUCACAGGAGGGGCAAGUGGGAUAGGACUGGAGACAGCAAGGGUUUUGGCACUAAGGAAUGUCCAUGUGAUCAUCGGAGCAAGAAACAUGGAGGCCGCAGGUGAGGCCAAGGAUCACAUUCUCCAGCACAACAGCAGUGCCAGGGUUGAUGUCCUCAAACUGGACCUUGCCUCACUCAAAUCAAUUAGGGACUUUGCACACAGCUUCAUGGCCCUCAACCUUCCCCUCAACAUCUUGAUAAACAAUGCUGGGAUCAUGUUCUGUCCUUACCAACUGUCUCAAGAUGGGAUUGAGAUGCAGUUUGCUACCAAUCAUCUUGGCCACUUCUACUUGACUAACCUACUCCUCCACAAGAUGAAAGAAACGGCUAAGUCUACUGGGAUCCAGGGCAGGAUUGUGAACCUCUCAUCAGUAGCACAUAUCCAUACCUAUGAAGAAGGGAUUGCACUUGACAAGAUUAACGAUAAAAACAGCUAUGAUGACAAGAGAGCAUACGGACAAUCCAAACUAGCAAACAUACUUCAUGCAAAUGAGCUCUCCAGGCGACUUAAGGCUGAGGGUGCGAAUAUCACAGCCAACUCAGUGCACCCUGGAUUGAUAAUGACAAACCUGUUUAGGUAUUCAGGAGUGCUCAUGAGGGUUUUGAAGUUUAUGACUAACAUACUAUGGAAGAAUGUCCACCAGGGGGCAGCCACAACAUGCUAUGUUGCGCUUCACCCAAGCUUGGAAGGCGUAACAGGGAAGUACUUUGUGGACUGCAAUGAGUUCAAGCCAAGCAGAUUUGCAAGGAGUGAAGAUUUGGCAAAAAGGCUAUGGGAAUUAAGCAACAAACUGGUUAAUGCUGCUGAGAAAGCUUGAGAACGGCUGGAUUCUGCCUGGAUGGAUUAAGUCUAGCUAUCAUACUUGUUUCUAGACACCCACACAUGCAUACAUGUGUCCAGGUGCUUGUGUGUGCUUGUAUCUUGGGACAGCCUAAUGUAGAAAGGCAAGGUAGCCGUAGCUUUACUAUUCAAGAAAUCAGUAUAAACAAAACAACAGAAGCAAGGAGAGCAACAUAUACCUGUUUCUAUCCAUUUAAGCAUUCAAUGUGCACCCAAUGCCGUGGUCGAUUAGUGCUUCAAAAUAUCCUCUCCUACAUUC
Molecule: messenger RNA, 2087 nt
Organism: Andrographis paniculata
Lineage: Eukaryota; Viridiplantae; Streptophyta; Magnoliopsida; Lamiales; Acanthaceae
Product: short-chain dehydrogenase TIC 32 B, chloroplastic-like
Exons: 8
Coding region: 813-1805 (330 amino acids)
Source: RefSeq, a predicted model, not a curated record